AUGGAUCCUCUCGUAGCCUCGGAGCUGGAAAAGCUCGACGAUGGAGUACAAUUCCGCGCCCGGCCACAACAUGUUCACCACACUUGGGCGCGCACAUUUUCGUCCCUCCCAGAACUAUUUAUUCAGCCUGAAUCACUGGUCGAAGUCGAAAAGGUUGUGAAUCUGGCGAGGAAAUGUCGCCGGCGUCUAGUGACGACUGGAUGUGGCCACUCGCCUUCCAAUAUCACUUGCACGUCCAGCUGGCUUAUUAAUCUGGAUAACUUCAAUAAGAUUCUCUCGGUGAACCAAGAGACUGGCGCCGUUGCCAUGGAGGGAGGAAUCAGGCUAUAUGCUCUUUGCGCAGAGCUUGAGAAACACGGACUUACGAUGCCCAACCUUGGAAGCAUCAACGAGCAGUCCAUCAGUGGCGCUAUCUCCACAGGUACACAUGGCAGCAGUUUGCGUCACGGCCUCAUGUCCGAGAACAUUAUCUCUCUCAAGGUGACGCUGGCAAAUGGAACAACUGUCUUCUGCUCCAAGGAUACAAAGACAGACCUUUUUAGGGCUGCUCUCCUUUCUCUUGGCGCUGUCGGUAUUAUCACAGAAGUCACUUUCCAAGCAGUCCCGUCUUUCACUCUAAGGUGGCAGCAAAGCGUGAACACAGACCACAAGAUGCUCGAGUCUUGGAAUGGCGAUCUUUGGACACAGAGUGAAUUCGUUAGGGUUUGGUGGUUCCCUUACACAAGACGUGCGGUGGUCUGGAACGCCGAAAAGACCGACGAGGAACUCCGCGACCCCCCUCAAAGUGGCUAUGAUGGCUCAAUCGGUUACUAUGUCUACCACAACCUACUGUAUCUCGCCCAGCACGUUCCACGAAUCUUACCCUGGGUUGAGUGGUUCGUCUUUGGGAUGCAGUACGGUUUCCGAAAUGGUACGACCUCAUCAGCUGUCCAACCCAGCGGCAAAGCUCUACUCAUGAACUGCCUAUACUCUCAGUUUGUCAACGAGUGGGCCAUUCCCCUUCACAAGGGACCCGAGGCUCUUAGACGCCUCAGCUCAUGGAUCAAUCACUUGACACCGGAAGACCCUGACUAUGUCCCUCACAACAUCCCUUUCUCUGCCGACGGACUCUACGUACACGCACCAGUCGAGGUCCGUGCAAGCGACACUACACUCACAUCCAACGUACGACCAUACCUUGACAUCACAGCCGAUGAUGGACCGACCCUGUACCUUAACGCAACACUCUACCGACCCUACCUGAUGGAUCCCCCGUGCCAUGAGCGAUACUACGAGGGUUUCGAGUGGUUGAUGAAAGAUCUUGGAGGUCGACCUCAUUGGGCCAAAAAUUUCGAAACAUCACGGGCCGAAAUCGAAGCAUUCUAUGGCAAGAACCUGGAAUCUUUCCGAGCAGUGCGCAGUGAUGCUGACCCCCAGGGCAUGUUUGUUGGACCUUGGCACCGGGAGAGAAUUAUGGAAGAGGGCGAAGGCCUUGAACUUGAAGAGGUCGAGAUUCGACGAGAGAAGAACAAAAGCGGAGGCUUAACAACAUUCGGAGUCAUUUGA
Messenger RNA from Fusarium pseudograminearum CS3096, 1545 nucleotides. RefSeq lists its product as uncharacterized. Gene Ontology annotation, molecular function: FAD binding; D-arabinono-1,4-lactone oxidase activity. Gene Ontology annotation, cellular component: mitochondrion; membrane. Bases 1 to 1545 code for a protein of 514 amino acids. Lineage: Eukaryota; Fungi; Ascomycota; Sordariomycetes; Hypocreales; Nectriaceae. The transcript has a single exon. The record is from RefSeq and is a predicted model, not a curated record.